Pygocentrus nattereri (red-bellied piranha) is the source of this 6292-nucleotide messenger RNA. Its product is annotated as synaptopodin. Lineage: Eukaryota; Metazoa; Chordata; Actinopteri; Characiformes; Serrasalmidae. The record is from RefSeq and is a predicted model, not a curated record. The transcript has 4 exons. Gene Ontology annotation, biological process: positive regulation of actin filament bundle assembly. Gene Ontology annotation, cellular component: nucleus; Z disc; actin cytoskeleton. The coding region runs from base 1211 to 4207 and encodes 998 amino acids. Gene Ontology annotation, molecular function: actin binding.
GAGAAAAGGGAGUGGGUGAUAGAGAAAGAGAGAGAGAGAGAGGCAGAGGGAGAGAGAAAAGAGGAGGAGAACAGAGGGAGGGUCUGAAAAGGGGCCGUACGCAGCGGCUGUCACACGCACACAUUUCCACACACCGAGCCGCAGGAGAGCACAGGUGGGAGUCGACGAGAGGAAGCCAUCUCAGCAGCUCCAGCCCCUGGUGCCCCUGCAGUAGUGGGAGUUCUAGGAUCAUCAAGAAGAAGUCAAGACACAUUCAGUCUGGAUAAGCCAUUUGCUUUUCCUGAGCAGCCUCAUCUCCUCGGACCUAAUCUGAACAGAACAAAUAAACCUGCCAUCAACUCCGGCGCUGACUGCAAGAACACAGAGCUUGAUGAAGCCACCCAGGGCGAAUCUGUCAGCACUGCGAGGAAACAGGGGGAUUACAACGUCAGGAAUCUGUUUAUAAUACUAACAUACGCAUAAAGAACAAUAAAUCCUUGAUGAAAUAAGGGUCUCUUCAACAGUGACAUUCAGCAAAGUCUGGACGACCUUUCAACUGAAUUGUGGUUUCUUGCCCUAAAGAAAUUACAGGAAGCUACCAAACGCUGCCCUUCUUUUCAGGCAUUGUUGAAACAUUUCAAGCGAGGGGCGUGCACGUGUCUUUCGAGAGCCACAGCCAGCCUCCUGGACGUUGUGCUACACUAAAAGGGGUGGGAGAAGAAAGAGAGGAAGAGAAAUGUCUGGAUCACUGAAGGAAAACAGACCCGAACAGAACAGUGGAUGGUGUUUCAGCCUGUGGCGGAUCUGAUCGCAAUUGUGAAAUAUUCUUGGCUCUCGUCCAUGGGAACCGAUCCAGGGUGCAUCAGAGAAAGAAAGAGAGGGAGUCUCACAGGACGGUCCAGAUAGAGCUUGAGUAAUAUUGUGGGGAGUAGAAAGCAAAGUGAAAGCGUGGCUUUUCAACACUUCUCUGUCUCCUCAGACGGAUUACUCCAGAGAGAAACCUGCUGGCAGAUGGAGAACUGAAGCCACACCUUUUGAUCCUUCCUGUGGGUCUUGAGGACAGGACAAAGUCCGAAGAGCUGAAAACCCCCUCCCUUGUGGGCCACCUUCAAUCAAACACAAGCGGUCAAGCCUAGGCAAGCAGGCAAACGGGACUCCUCAGACCUCUUUGCUUUUAAACACUUAAAACUGCCCGUGCUGAACACCGUCAGCCCCAGGGCAGGAGGAAGGGAUGGAGAGGGGGCACGACCCCAUCAGUAGAGGGGUCAGCUGGACCGGGCUUGGAGCCAUGACCCUGACGGAGAAAGCCAGAGAUGAGGUGAUCUCCUGUGUGGACAGCGGCGACAGGACUAGCCCUCAUGGCUGGGAGAAGGAGAAAGAAAAGCACAGCUGGGUCAAAGUGAAGCCAGUCCUGACCUCCAGCAGCAACCGCCCGGCACGCAAAACAAACCUCAGCCGGAGCGCAAGCCUCUCGGAGAAGGAGCUGAAGGAAGCGCAGACUCGGAGUCAGAUCAUCGCAGCGCAGCUGACCGUGCCAUCUAACACCAACUCCAGAGGCGUCCAGCUUUUCAACCGCCGCAGACAAAGGGUUGAUGCCUUCACGCUGGUGAGCGUGGGAGGUGGAGAAGGAGCCCACCACCAGUCUCGUAAUGAACCAGACUCUCCUGCAUCAGGCACAUUGACAUGGGAGCACUCGACUGACGGCCAGUCCGGAGAUUUGAACCACAGAAGUAGCCAGAUCCUGCGGCCGUCCAUCAAGGGACGUGACAUGGAGGGGGAAGAGGUGCUGUGUGAGCUGGGAGACAUGGGGGACAGGGCAGGGGACAGACAUUUUGUUCCUGUAAACGAGAAGGAUGAGGAAAUAGCUGAGGAUUCAAAGGAUGGAGGUGAAAGCACAGCUGUUCUUGACCGAACUGGACAUGAAGAUGUGCCAUUAAUGGUGGAAUUAAAGGACCCGGCAGAUGCUUUUAAAGACAUCCCAAAUGGCUGCCACAGCACUGAGCACAAUGGACAAGCAGCCAAGCCAGCAUCAAAGCAGCCAACCAUCAUGAACAGGACGGCUCGGCCAUUUUUCUCCCCAGCCGCAGUGACCUUGCCUGGGUCCGGAAGUCCUGCUCCAGACACCCCAGCACCCUCCUACUCCGCUCCUCUACUUGCUGCUUCACCUGAUAGUGAUCUGCGACCACCAACUCAUGUUGAUCCCCCUUUCCCAAUAUCAUCCAGACCAGCAUUCUCCCCUCCACCUCCUGCGCCUUCGUACCCGACCCCUCCGCUUCCCACCUACAUGAGCCCACCUCCGUCUGUCCAUUCUAACCUUCCACCCUCUGCCAUGUCCCCCCCACCAGCCCCUGUCUACUACACCCCUCCGACUGCACCCCGCCCCACCUUCAUCCCUCAGUUUCUGAGUGAGAGGUCAGUGGCACCAAUUCGGACGGGAAUCCUGGAUGAAGGCGUCGUCCGGCGGGCCAACCGCAAAUCAAUGUUCACUUUUCAAGAGAAGCCAAAGUUAGCCCCGAACCCUGAGCUCUUGUCUCUGGUCCAGGGGGCUGACGAGAUGAGGAGAGGACGGGGCCAGUCAGAGCCACCGCAGCAGGAGGAGGAGCUCCUGGCCCUUGGAGCAGAGGCCUCCAACUUCCUUGCCAAAGAUGAGGGCGGAGUGGAGGAAGCCUUUGUGCCGGAGUGGGCAUCGACACUCAAAAGCACCAGAACCCGGAGCAGGACAGAGCACAAACCUGAGCACAAGCCCGAGCAAGCCCUGACGGACGCAUCUGGAAAGGGGGCGGAGCUUUUUACCAAGCGCCAGACCAGAAUGGAGAAGUACGUCCACGAAAACAAAGCCGGAGUGAGAUCUCCUUCUCCAACCUCGUCCUUACCUCCCUCCUGGGUAUAUCCAUCAAACAUGCCUGGUCGAGUGAAGGCCAUCAUUAACUCUUCCAAUAUCAGUGCACAGAUUGCAAAGUCUCUCCAUACCCAGCCGGCCACCAACAAGAAGAAUGUUCCAGCAAAGGUGCAAGCACCCGCACCACCUCUGGUCCCGGAAAGCCCGGCGUUGGAGAAUGGCUGCAGCAGAGUAGAAAUGGAGCUAUCCCGGCACCAACCUUACCAGCUUAAUUCCUCUUUGUUUAUCCUCAGCCCUACCAAGGAUCCCAUGGGCACCCUUCCAAGGGCAGCACCACCACCUAAAGCUGUAUUGACUGGACCCUCCUACCCCAGACAAACUUCUCUCCCAUCCAGCCCCAUAACUGCCCAGUAUAGUCCUUCAGCUGCCUACAGAUCGGCACAUUGCUUCUCUCCUCCUGUGAUGGCCCUGAGCAGCAGCCUGGCCUUCCCUGAUUCAGGCUCAGCUCCUGAACGCGUGGCUUCACCUAGGUCUACCGCACAGGCACCCAAACCCACCUUCUCUGCCAAGAAAGCCGGGAUCGCCCCACAGGUCAAAGAAGAGUCACCAGUUGCAGCUCCAUCCAGCCGCUCCAGCACCCCAACUCCCUGGACACCCAACCUUUCUCGCCGCCUCAGCAGCCCUGAGGGCCUCCACAGUGCCAUUUGGUCCCCCAGCACCCAGCGGAGCAAUUUAGUUACCUCUCCACCACCCCAACCCAUCUAUAACCCAGCGACCUCCUCCCCAACCCCAAAACCCAUCUAUAAUCCCAUUCCCUCCUCUCCAACCCCAAAGUCCAUCCAAAGCCCCAUCAGUUUCUCUUCAAGCAUAAGACCCUUCCAUAACCCUGCCCCUUCCACCCCAUUCUCCAGGCCCACCGCCAACCGCACUCCCACCACACCUGUAUCUCCUCCUUGGGAGACCAGGUGCCAAUCCCCAAUCAGCCCCCAAGACACCAAGGCCAACCACCGUCUCCUGGCCAAGAACAUCAUCAACGCAGCCAAGCGGAAGAACAGCCCAUCGCCUGGAGCUGUCAGUGGGCACAGCCUACCCAUGUCUCCAGUCUGCAGCAACAUCCUGCCCUUUGAAACCAAACCUGCGAGCCCCUUCCAGUCGCGCUCUCACAGGGCCCAGUCCCCAACCUUCACCAGCCCCCCGCCAACUCCCACCCACAUGGUCCGCUCUCCACUGCGUCUCUACAAUACCCGAUCCCUCACUGACUCAGAUGCCUCCCUUGACUCAGAAGAUUCAGGUGUACGCUCGCCCGGGGUGCGCACCUACAACACCUGCCCACGUGGCUGGACCGGGAGUCUGAGGGUGAAGCGGGGAGGUGUCUCCGAAGAUCUGUAGGAUGCAAGGAUUAAGGGAAACAGGUUGGACUACAAAUUGGACCAAACCGUGGACCAAUUAUCGGGAAAGCACCAGCAGUGAUCCCCAGCGAUGCUCUUAGAGACCUACCUGCUUAAAGAGUUUAGCUCCAAUCGCUAAUUUGGCACAUAAUCAGUGUCUUCAGUAGACCUUCGAUUUUGCUCAAUACCAAUAAUGGAUUUGGAAAGAAGCUUCUGUAGAAACAAAGUCAAGAAUGGAGAGUGGAAGAAUUGACAACAUACAGUACUGUGCAAAAGCCAGAGACCACAUAUAAAUAGUUGAGCCCCAUCUAUUGCUUCAGAUCUGAAAACAUCUACAGGUGUUUUUGUCCAUCCUUCCACUGUGAGAGGACAACUAAGCGCUAUGGGUCUGAAAGGAUGUGCAGCUGUCAAGAAGCUGAACAAUGGACUGACCACCCCAGAGUCCAGACCUCAACAUCACUGAAUGGGUUUGGGGCUACCUGGAUCAUGAGGAGCAGAAAGUGUAACCAACGUCUGAGACUGAACUUUGGAGUUAUCCUCAAAGUAAGGAAAUGAAGGGUGGUCUCUGGUUUUGGCACAGUACUGUAUUUUGUAAGAAUGGAGAAUACCUUUCAUUGUCAUACCGUAAGUCAGAACAAGGAAUAUCUGAUCAUGAGGCAUUUCUUCAAAGAUUGCAUUGCUCACUCCAUGAGAUAGUUCUGACUCACCUCUUCUGCCAUUGCAAUGAUGUGGGGAACCACAUUUAUUCCUAAUGACAAGUUACCAACUGAUGCAACCACAGUAUUCAGAACAAGUUGAGACCAUUUCUGGGGUAUUUUUACCAUUCUCAGAACCAUUCUCUACGUCCUUGAGUACUGGAAUUGGAAGAUGGUCAUCAAGCAAGUCCACAAGAACCUGCACAAAUGUAUAUUAAGAACAGUUCUUGCUUAGCAUGUAUCAAAUUUGGGCUGGAAUUCAACUCUGCAGGAAGGUUAACCGGGCUGGUGACCCUUGGACUAGAGACUGGACUUACAGUCCCAGGAUCAUAGAUACAAUGGAUGAGAGAAUGGAAGAAAGAACUAAUUCUGCUUCCAAAGUGGCCUUUCAAUUCUGAAUGUAAUGCUGGAGACGUUGAUAAAUGCCAGUGUUGUCAGCUGUUACUCUACUUGGGAUUAUGAAGUGAUAAUGAAAAGAUUUUUUAUCCUCUAGAUGGAAAUCCCAGUGAUUUACCUGCUCUACAUGGCUGAUUCAGCUCAUAAUGGGUUUGAUAAAGGGAGUUAGCUGACGAGUGGAAUCGGAGAGCGCUCAGGCCUUGGACUGAACGGCUUUGCUUCAAUUGCUUUGCACCUGACAGACUAUGCAUUACAUGGACUUUUCUGGUAACACUUUACUGAAGGGCAGCGUUCGGAACAUCUUUACAAGCCUUUCAUGACAGCUAACAUAAAUCUACAGGGUAGUAGUGGCAGGUAUGUGCAUACGUUGAUGUACAAACAGUACAAACCCUAUACAGACCAAUGUUAACCCCUUUAGCUGAGUGGCUGAGCCAGGGAUGUUUCAGUCAUGUUUCAAAUGAAAACGAAAACACAGCAGGCCUUCAAUCACCUCCCACUGUCUGGCACAUUACAUCUGAAGUUGUCCACUUUGUUUUUGAGGCAGCAGGUAUAAAGGAGUAGGGGUUAGCAUUAGCCUAACCAGAUCGAUUGCUGCGCUUCCUCUAGUAAUACAAUGAUUCAGUCAGUCAAGCGUCACCACAGUCGGCCUUAGCACAAAGUAUGCGGUGGACCAGCUGAUACUGGUAAAUGUAUAAUUGUAAUAUUUUCCGUUUUCCAGCAGCAUCAGACGUGUUGAGAUUUGAGGGCCAGAGCAACACUUUUAAAAAUGGUUCUUUAAGGGUUCUUUAGUAAAGAAAAUAAUCCCAUUAAGAGCCAUAAACACUCAAAAAACUCUUUCUAUGAUUAAAGGGUUCUCUUCAUCAUGGAAGGGUCUUCAUGAAUGUGUUGUAAAUGGUUCUAUAUAGAAUCUUUGCAUGAUUAAAGGGUUCUUUGCAUGGUGAAGUGGUUCUUCAAAUUGAUGGUGGAGGUGCUGUUGAUGGUUCUACAUAGAUUUU